Messenger RNA from Staurois parvus, 1210 nucleotides. NCBI's taxonomy places the organism in Eukaryota, Metazoa, Chordata, Amphibia, Anura, Ranidae. The record is from the annotation of a GenBank genome assembly.
AUGUCCGUACAGAUGGCGGGGAGGUUGGGCCGGGCGCUCCGGGGGAAGUGGCCGCUCUCCUCCAUGGGGGUCCGGGCUUUCCACACUCCGGCGGUCCGCUCUCGGGCCAGAGCCGGCUCCUCGGUCCUGCUGGGGGCUGCGGUGGUGGCCGGUCUGGCGGCGGGAUUCUCCCGGCUACAACGGGCAGAGAUGGCGGCGGAGGAGAACGAGGUGGCCCGGCGGUGUCAGACGUUCAUGGCGGCCCCGGUGACCUCCGUAGAGGAUCUGAAGGAGAAGAGCCGGGAGACCAAGACCAGCAUGGAGCUCCUCAUCAUGGAGACCCAGGCCGACGUGUGCCGGGCCCUAGAGAGGGCGGACGGGGGCGCCACCUUCACUGUGGACCGCUGGGAGAGGAACGAGGGUGGAGGAGGCAUCAGCUGUGUUCUUCAGGAUGGUAAAGUCUUUGAGAAGGCGGGGAGUCAAUGUGUCUGUGGUCCAUGGAUACCUGUCAGAAGAAUCCAUCCAGCAGAUGAAGAGUAGAGGAAAGAACAUUAAAACCAAAGAUGGGAAGCUGCCUUUCACUGCUAUGGGGGUUAGUUCUGUUAUCCACCCCAAGAAUCCCCAUGUCCCAACCAUCCACUUCAACUACAGAUACUUUGAAAUUGAGGAGGCUGAUGGUACCAAGCAGUGGUGGUUUGGAGGUGGAACAGACCUGACCCCAACCUACCUGAAUAAGGAAGAUGUGCUACAUUUCCAUCAGACUCUGAAGGAGGCCUGUGACAAACACAGCCCUGAUUUCUAUCCCCAGUUUAAGAAGUGGUGUGAUGAUUACUUUUUCAUUAAGCACCGCGGAGAACGUAGAGGAGUUGGAGGCAUCUUCUUCGAUGAUCUGGACUCUCCAUCUAAGGAGGACCUCCUCCAGUUUGUGGAGAGUUGUACUAAAGCUGUAGUGCCAUGUUAUGUCCCUAUAGUGAUGAAGCACAAGAAUGACCCCUUCACCCCAGAGGAGAAACAGUGGCAGCAGUUGAGAAGGGGACGGUAUGUGGAGUUCAAUCUCGUCUAUGACAGAGGUACCAAGUUUGGCCUUGCAACUCCCGGCUCCAGGAUAGAGAGCAUUCUGAUGUCUCUGCCAUUGACUGCCAGAUGGGAAUACAAUCAUGUACCACCUCCGGAGUCACGGGAAGCUGAAAUUCUUAGUAUUCUGCGGGAGCCCAAGGACUGGGUGCAUUGA